Molecule: messenger RNA, 945 nt
Organism: Humulus lupulus (European hop)
Lineage: Eukaryota; Viridiplantae; Streptophyta; Magnoliopsida; Rosales; Cannabaceae
Exons: 3
Coding region: 69-680 (203 amino acids)
Cellular component (GO): chloroplast thylakoid membrane; chloroplast stroma
Source: RefSeq, a predicted model, not a curated record
GCCAUUUUGUAUUAAGAGAAAUAGUUUUGAAACCUAAAUUUCAAUCUGGGUAGUGUAGCAGCGUAGCCAUGUCCAGUGCAGCCGUGAAUUCAUUGCUGUACUCCGCAUGUGUGGCUUCUCAUGCGCACUUCUCCCGUCCUCUUCCUCCGAAGGCUUCCAAGCCAUUGGUAUUAUUCAGUUGGGGAAGCAAAAAUUCGUUCCCGAAGCUCAGCGAACAGUCCCGCCGAAGCUCCUACCUAACGGCGAAGACGGUGGCCAAGGCGUCGUCUGCUCAAAACGACGGUAUUGUACCAAAAAAUGACGACGAUCCUGAAGAUGGAGUCUCUUUAGGAACUAUGAAAUUGCCUCUGGACACUGAUUUCCAGAGGUUUGAACUUCUGCUCUUUCAGUGGGCCAACAGUCUAUGCCAAGGAGCUAAUCUGCCACUUCCUGUACCUUUGAAGAUUGAUAAAAUUGCUGGUGGAGCCAGACUGGGGUUCAUUACAAUUGAAGAUGGUGGUAAAACAGAGGUCCUUGUGUACAUUGAUUGCCUGGUAUUUCCAGCCACUGAGAGUUCAGGGCCACUCUUCCGAGCCAUAAGAAAUGGACCUAAGAAAGAUAACCCUCCUCCCGGGGAACCAAGAAUCAUGAGAAGUCUUCUUCAAGCCCUUCAAAAAUCUGUUGAAAUCGCUAGACUUUGAACUUCUACUACUACACUACUUGGUCUUGUAUUUUUUUUUAAAUCGUUAACAAUUGUUUCCUAUUUUUGUCAUCAUGCUACUGCUCUACAUACCUACAUAACAAAAUGUGCCAACUUUUAAUCUUAUGUUGUACGCUUGUUUUUCAGUGUUCUUUUGGUACUUAAAUGCCAAUAUAUGUAUAAAUUAAGUAAACUAAUUUGUAUACAUAACAAUUGGAAAUUCUUUUCCGAUUGUGUGAGAAUUAGGAAAUUUAACAUUUUUGUUA